GGCAAAAGGUUAAAGAGCAAUAAAACUGAACAAAACAUUCAAGGUUUUCGUAGUCAUGAAGAAGUUUGGUCAAGAGAUCUCUCGCUCCUUUCUGGGUGGGAAAAAUACAGACUCAAGUUUAAAAUAAUUGCGAGAAUCUCUGAGAAAAAUAUGAUUUCGUCUUCAGCAAAGAUGCUUCCUGUUCUGUAUUCAUCAAAGUCUAUUGUGACUAGUAGAAUUGUCUGUAAAUUUACACAUUCAUUAUGUGUACAAAGAUUUCAUAUCACUUCCUCCCGGUGUCUGGGGUUAAAACAUAAUCUGCCAUUAGCUGGUUCCUUUUUAGAUAUAAACAAGAAAUAUUCUACAAUCAAAACAUUGGACAAAACAGACAAUGUUCGAAAUGUCAAGGACCAAGCCAAAGAUUUAGAUUUGAAGCCAGAUGCUGUUGAUAUAUUUAAAACUGCUAUCCGUGCGGUACGGCCAAAAGCAAUGAUUGAAAAUGUAUUGCAGUACAAUCGCAUCACAUCCACACUUAAAGUCCAAGAGAAAGUUUACAAUAUUAACAGAAAUGUUUUCAUUGUUGGCUUUGGUAAUGCAGUGUUGGGAAUGGCCAGAGUGGUAGAAGAUAUGCUGGGUGAACAUGUUGUCACAGGAAUAAUUAGCAUACCAAGAGGUUUACAAGAGGAGAUUAAAAACUCUCACAGCAAUGAGAUGUUUCUAGGUGCAGGUACAAAAAUUCAUGUCUAUGAAGGUUCCAGUGAAAAUGAGGUUGAUGAAACAGGACAUAAUGCAUCAAAAGCUAUCCACCGUCUUGUGUCCAAUCUUGUGAAAACAGAUUUACUUAUAGUUCUCUGUUCUGGAGGAGGAUCUACCCUAUGCCCAUCGCCAGAACCACCAAUAACACUGAAAGAACUCAAUCAGACAACUCAGCUCUUGUUACAAAAAGGAGCAAAGGUUACAGAAUUAAAUGCUAUUCGUAAAAACAUUGAGGUCCUGAAAGGAGGAGGUCUUGCACUAGCAGCCAGACCAGCUCAAGUGUUAUCCCUUAUUCUGUCAUCUGUGAUUGGAGAUGCUGCAGAUCUAGUUGCUAGUGGUCCAACAUGUUCAUCCCAGCCUACCCCACAUCACUGUUUAGAGAUUUUACACAGGCUAGACAUCAUUGAUAAAAUACCAGAGAGUGUCAAAAAAUAUUUAGAAAAAGAGGCCAAAUCAGUUAAAGUAAACAAAUCUCAAACAGCCUUUGACCACGGCCAAUCAAAGGCUGAAAGAGAUAAGGUCUGGCAGAAUGUUCAGAACAUUAUUGUGGGCAACAACUCCAUUGCCUGCCAGGCUGCAGCUGCAAGAGCUUCUGAGUUGGGUUACUUCCCUUUAAUUCUGACAACAGUGUUGACUGGAGAGGCCAGGAGAAUUGGUAUUCUCUUUGCUAAACUUUCAAAGUUUAUCAUGAUCUGCUAUGACAGAAGAGCUGGUUUAGAACCCAAUUCUGAGCUGUCAAUGUUGGAACUUGAACUUGUUGCUGGUGGUAUAAGAAAAGAAUGGAUGAAUCACAUCAGCAACUCUGUAAACAAGGCUCACAAUAUGAACAAAGACAUCUGUGUGAUUGCUGGUGCAGACCUUGAUGUUCAGGUGAAGGGGACUGGAAUAGGCGGCAAAAACAUGGAGGCGGCACUGGCAGCUGCCAUACAGAUGCAAGAAGAGUUCCGAGUGAAAGAGAUGAAUGUCACAGAGUCACACAUGUGCUUCUUGAGCUGUGACUCUGAUGGCUAUGACGGCGUCACAGAAAUGGCUGGUGCUGUGGUCGACCAGGCUCUCCUGGACAAAGUGGAAGAAAGUGGAGUCAGCAUGAAAGAAUAUCUGGCUAAUAACGACUCGUUUACAUUCUUCAGAGAGGUCAAUAAUGGUGGAAAUAUUGUACGCACAAACCUAACUGGUACUAAUAUUAUGGAUGUUGUAAUACUUAUAGUGCAAAUGCCAAAAGAAAAGAAAUACAAAUGGAAUUUAUAGAUAAAAUAAAACAUCGCUAAACUGAUAGUAUGAAUUAUUUGAUAACAUAAUGCAUAUUUACCAAUCAAAGAUAAUUUUAUAUGUAUACAGGAUACAAACAAAAAAUUAAAAUCUCUUUUGGUUUUUUAUCAUUUCAUUGAUGUUAUUGAACUAAAGCAGCUAAAAUAUAACUUAACACCAAAGUAUUUGUUUAAAAAAUUAACAUUGAGGAAUAUUUUCUUUCUAAAUAUUGUUGCCUACAAAUCUGUAUAUACUUAUUAUAAUUUAUUGGUUGAUUGAUAUCAUUUAAUGCCUUUUUUAAUCUUUCGUGGAAAAAAGCUGCAAGUUUCCUUAUGCCAGCAACCACUCAGUAUUUAUUUAAUUUAAAAUUGUUCAAACAUUCUGCUCCCUUUUAUGUGUUUAACCAGUGCACACAAGUUGUCCUUGAUUUCAAGUGUUGGUCUACAAAAUAGUCACAUUUUUAAAGACCUAUUAUUUAUAUAUAGAUCUAAAUAUGUAUACAGGGUAUUAAUACUACCAGAAUGAUGGAUAUGUUAUAUAUGGAUUUGGGGUUAUGUUUUUUCAAAAUUGGAAAAUUUCACUUAGCAUAAUUGCUAUGAAAACAAUUUGAAAAAAAAAACGAAUGUAAUUAUACAUAUUUCAUAGAGACAUUAUUUUAAGUUUUCCAGAAUCUCAUUUUUUUUUUAAUAAAAAAAAAGCCCAAUGAUCUUUGUAUUAUAAAAUUGAAUUUUUUAUUUGCACCAUUGUGCACUCUAGCCAUAUUUUGUUAUAUUUCUUACAUCAUAUAUUUAUAACAUAUAUUUAGUUUUAUAUGCUGCAUCAACUUUUACAUCUAGUUUUCUGGUUACCUGUAAUAAUUGUUCGCGUGAUAAAUGUCUGGACUUUAUUAUUGUUUGAUUUCUUACAAUUACGGUAGCAAAUUUGUUGUCAUCCAAUAGAAAAUAUUUUUUUAUAUAUUAAAUAGUAAUCAAAGUCA
This is a messenger RNA of Physella acuta, 2959 nucleotides long. RefSeq names its product glycerate kinase. Lineage: Eukaryota; Metazoa; Mollusca; Gastropoda; Physidae. Gene Ontology annotation, cellular component: cytoplasm. Gene Ontology annotation, biological process: protein phosphorylation. The record is from RefSeq and is a predicted model, not a curated record. Gene Ontology annotation, molecular function: glycerate kinase activity.